Messenger RNA from Pelobates fuscus (common spadefoot toad), 921 nucleotides. RefSeq names its product mitochondrial ribosomal protein L32 (gene MRPL32). Gene Ontology annotation, biological process: translation. Lineage: Eukaryota; Metazoa; Chordata; Amphibia; Anura; Pelobatidae. Gene Ontology annotation, cellular component: mitochondrial large ribosomal subunit. The transcript has 3 exons. The record is from RefSeq and is a predicted model, not a curated record. Gene Ontology annotation, molecular function: structural constituent of ribosome. The coding region runs from base 43 to 582 and encodes 179 amino acids.
ACCUCAGAAGAAGGUGACAGUGUGCCGGGGUGUGAGGGAAACAUGGCGCUGCCCGGCGGGUCGAUCCGAGGACUCCUCAGUUCUGUGCUGCGGGGCUGUCUGAAUGCCGAGCAGAGCGUGCUGAGAGCUCUAGGGCUGCAGCCCAUGUCACCGGCCCUAGCUGUACAAACACCAUCAUCGCUCCCUGCCGCUGCAAUAGAUACAGAUAAUGAUGAAAGUGGGCCAAGCUUUCUUGACAGCAUAUUUUGGAUGGCAGCACCAAAAAGCAGAAGAACAAUAGAGGUCAACCGGUGCCGACGAAGAAAUCCCAAUAAACUCAUAAAAGAGAAGGACAAUAUUGACAUGUGCCCAGAAUGUGGGCAUCUAAAACUAAAACAUGUGCUGUGUGGCUUCUGCUAUGCAAAAGUCAGCCAUGAGACCCUUAAAAUCAGAGAGGAGAUCAAGGCUAAGGAAGGCGGUCCAUUCAACGUAUCCACAUUAGAAACAGUUGUGCUCUACCAAGGGGAUAUGCCACGUGCAGAAGAUUCAGAGAAAAGGAUCAUUGAAAGAAAUCGCAAACGGCCCUCAUGGUUUGCCUACUAAUAAUAUCUUCGCAGCUGUAGCUAUACAUCCAGUGUAGCUUGAGAAUAAACUUAAGCUUUAAAGGGACUGUGGGAUUUUUUCAGUAUUGUGUUUUUUUUUGUUUAAAAAUUUCAAACAUCCAUGGACAUUUUUAAAGUUUGUUUAAAACACAUAGGAUCCAUUUAAAGUUCUAACAAAAGCUUGUUCUUGUAGCAGAGUUUCCGAAACCCGGUCCAUGUUCUUAUGUGCAUUGUGUACAGAUUGUGAAAGCAAUAAGAAUGAAGUCCAAAAUUAUUUAACAUCAAAACAUGAGUAUGAAUAAUAAAGAAAAUUAAUCCAUUCGUAUCUUGGAUAAGUAAA